Messenger RNA from Paramormyrops kingsleyae, 3531 nucleotides. It is a transcript of the gene naa15a, whose product is annotated as N-alpha-acetyltransferase 15, NatA auxiliary subunit a. Gene Ontology annotation, molecular function: protein binding. Gene Ontology annotation, biological process: N-terminal peptidyl-methionine acetylation. Gene Ontology annotation, cellular component: cytoplasm; NatA complex. Lineage: Eukaryota; Metazoa; Chordata; Actinopteri; Osteoglossiformes; Mormyridae. The record is from RefSeq and is a predicted model, not a curated record.
AUCGGCCAUUUUGGGCAGAAGGGGGCUUUCUCUCACCACGUGAAAAAGGAUAGCCCAAAAGGGUGUUUUUUUAGGAAAUAGCGACAAGACAAGGGGCUCGAACAAAGGAAUAGAGAUACACACCGGUCUUAUUCACAUGUGCUGAGAGGAAGGGAACGCUGGUAAUAGGAACAAAAUGCCAACUCUGCCGCCUAAGGAGAACGCUCUCUUUAAGAGGAUCCUGAGAUGCUACGAACACAAGCAGUACAGAAAUGGCCUGAAAUUCUGCAAACAGAUCCUCUCUAACCCUAAGUUCGCCGAACAUGGAGAAACAUUAGCGAUGAAGGGACUGACGCUGAACUGCUUGGGAAAGAAGGACGAAGCGUACGACCUGGUCCGGCGGGGUCUGCGCAACGACCUCAAGAGUCAUGUCUGCUGGCACGUGUACGGCUUGCUUCAGAGGUCAGACAAGAAGUACGACGAGGCCAUCAAAUGCUACAGAAAUGCACUGAAGUGGGACAAGGACAAUCUCCAGAUCCUGAGGGACCUGUCGCUGCUGCAGAUCCAGAUGCGGGACCUGGAGGGCUACAGGGAAACCAGGUACCAGCUGCUUCAGCUCAGGCCUGCUCAGCGGGCCUCGUGGAUUGGCUAUGCAAUAGCAUAUCACCUGCUGGAGGACUACGAGAUGGCCGCGAAGAUCAUAGAGGAAUUCCGCAAGACGCAACAGACUUCUCCGGAUAAGGUAGACUACGAGUAUAGUGAGCUUCUGCUGUACCAGAACCAGGUCCUCAGAGAAGCAGGACUGCACAAAGAAGCCCUCGAGCACCUCGCCACAUACGAGAAGCAGAUUUGUGACAAGUUGGCCGUCGACGAGAUGAAAGGGGAUCUGCUGAUCCAACUGGACCGUCUGGACGAGGCUACUGAGGUAUACCGACAGCUGCUGGAAAGGAACCCCGAGAACUGGUCCUACUAUCGCGGCUUGGAGAAGGCACUAAAACCGGCCAGUGUCGAGGAGAAACAAAAAAUGUAUGAAGACACAUGGGAUAAAUACCCCAAAGCACUAGUGCCAAGAAGACUUCCGCUCAACUUCCUAGCAGGUGAAAAGUUUAGGGAAUGUUUGGACCGAUAUCUAAGAAUGAACUUCAGUAAGGGCUGUCCUCCUGUUUUCACCACACUGAAGUCCCUUUAUAAAGACAAGGAUAAGGUGUCAAUAAUCGAAGAAUUAGUUGUUGGUUAUGAAACAUCUUUAAAUAGCUGCCGUAUGUUCAGUCAGGAUGACGACGGGAAGGAGGAGCCACCCACCACGCUGCUUUGGGUUCAGUACUUUCUGGCUCAGCACUACGACCAGAUCGGCCAGCAGAGUUCGGCCCUGGAGUAUAUUAACACCGCCAUCGAUAGCACGCCCACGCUCAUUGAGCUCUUCCUCAUCAAAGCCAAAAUCUACAAGCACGCCGGUAACAUCCGUGAGGCCGUGCGGUGGAUGGACGAGGCCCAGGCUCUGGACACGGCCGACCGCUUCAUCAACUCCAAGUGCGCCAAGUACAUGCUGAAGGCGGGCAUGGUGAAGGAGGCAGAGGAAAUGUGCUCCAAGUUCACGCGGGAGGGCGCAUCUGCCGUGGAGAACCUGAAUGAGAUGCAGUGCAUGUGGUUCCAGACUGAGUGUGCGCUGGCCUACAAGGCCAUGAACAAGUACGGCGAGGCGCUCAAGAAGUGCCACGAGAUCGAGAGGCACUUCGUGGAGAUCACGGAUGACCAGUUUGACUUCCACACAUACUGCAUGAGGAAGAUGACCCUACGCUCCUAUGUGGACCUGCUGAAGCUGGAGGACGUGCUCCGCAUGCACCCAUUUUACUACAAGGCCUCGCGGACGGCCAUCGAGAUUUACAUCGCCCUGCACGACCACCCGCUGACCGACGAGAACAAGGAGCUGGCAGCCGACACAGCGAACCUUUCGGACAAGGAGCUCAAGAAGAUGCGGAACAAGCAGAGGCGAGCGCAGAAGAAGGCGCAGCUGGAGGAGGAGAAGAAGAACGCGGAGAAGGAGAAACAGCUGAAGAACCAGAAGAAGAAGAAGGAGGACGACGACGAGGAGAUCGGCGGCCCCAAGGAGGAGCUCAUCCCUGAGAAACUGGCUAGGGUAGACAAUCCACUGGAGGAAGCAGUGAAGUUCCUUACUCCGCUGAAAACUCUGGUGAAGAAUAAAAUAGAGACGCAUCUCCUGGCAUUUGAGAUCUACUUCAGAAAAGAGAAGUUCCUGUUGAUGUUGCAGUCCGUGAAAAGAGCUUUCUCCAUCGAUAAAGACCAUCCGUGGCUCCACCAGUGUGUCGUCCGCUUCUUCAAAGCAGUUUCUGAGAGCAAGGGUCUGGCGGUGCCGGUGAGCACCGUGCUGAAGCGGGAGAUCUCCCAGCUGUUCGGCGAGAGCAACCCCAAGCGUUUCAACGAGGCGUCCCUCAACAAGCACUCUGACUCCAUCUCACACAGGCUGGCAGCUGCCAAAAUGAUGUUCUACCUGGACUCGUCGACGGAGAAGAAGGCCAUCGAGCUGGCCAUCGCCCUGGACGAGUCGCUCAGCAACCGGACCAUUCAGAUCUGCACGGACGUGCUGGCGAACCUCCGCGAUGGCAGCCUGGGUGACGGCAAGCCGGUGGCGGAGGCCUACAGGACGGACUGUCACAAGAUCUUCCCUUACGCCCUGGCCUUCAUGCCGCCCGGCUACGAGGAGAACAUGAAGAUCGCCGUGAAUGGCGACGCGUGCGGAGAGCCCGAGGAGCUGGCCAAUGAUAUGUGAGGGGGAGGCGGGGAGGGUGCGGAGCAGGGCGGCGGUGGUGGUGGUGAGAGGGGGGGUGGCUGGGGCAAGGUGACUGCGGUUCGAGUUCCUCGGUGGCUGGGGAGGGGUCAUUGUCACACAUCCUCUGCGAGGCUGCGAUCUGGACUGGACGCGAUGGCAUUGUAUUCGAGAAGAGAGAGACAAUAAAAUGGCCAUUUUACUUUUUUUUUUAAAAAGGAGAAAAAAAACUCAAUGACUACUCUCUAACUAAAAAUAAACUGUGUAAACAGAAGGAACAGGUGUGCAGGCAAUGAGCAGGUUUUUCUGAUGGAGUCGACCCAGGUUUCUUUUGUCAAGCAUGGUAGUACAUAUAUGCUUCCCAUAUUUUUAAUGUUAUUUAAUUUAUAAAAGAGUUGUAUAAAAAAGAAAAAAAAAGAGGUAAUGGUUCUGACAGCAGUGCGGGUCCGUGCCAAAACAGAAACACUGAACUCAGGGCAUAGCAUUGAAAUGGAGAUGGAUUGUACCUGGGGAAGGAGAUUCACACCACGCUGGAUCCAUGGUGCGGUUCGGCGUGAUACGGACACCUUGAAGAGAAGGACGUCUCCCGGGAGACUGAGGUCAAAGGUUACCUGGAGUGCAGCAAGGUUGACAACUGUGUGCGCUUGAAUUUUUUUUUUUUUCCUUCACCCCCCCACACCCCCUUUUCUUCGAAAUGUGAAGGGUGGGCCACUGUAAAACAAAGCUGCAUCUUUGUAAAGAAAUAAAUUUUUUUUUUUGUCGCCGUA